UCUCUCUCAAACUCAAACUCAAACUCUUUCUUUUUUAUUAUUAUUAUAAUUCUUUAUAAUACUCUCCUUACUCCCUCCUCUCCAACACAUACUCUCUCCUUCUGUCUGUUUCAUCAUGCGAUCCGAGGGGAGUCCUUUAGACCUCAACAACUUACCUGAAGAUUAUAUCAGAGAUGGAAAACAGAUUAUUGAAGAUAGCUCAAGUGGUCAUAGGAAAAAGAAAAGUGGGUUAAAGGAGGGAAAAGAGGAGUCGGGAAAGGUGUAUGAAUGCAGGUUUUGUUCACUCAAGUUCUGCAAAUCUCAGGCUCUUGGUGGCCACAUGAACCGCCACCGCCAAGAGAGAGAGACAGAGACACUGAAUCGAGCUCGUCAGCUUGUUUUCAGUAACGAUAACCUCGCCGCCCAACCUCCUCCUCCUCCUCAUUUAGGGUGCUGCCAUUCAAUGGCACCGGCAAACUACCACACUGCCGGCGGCAGUGGAAGCGUAGGAAGUGAUUCAACGCUGCCUCUUAGAUUCCCAACGAGAAUGUUCUCUGGGUCGUCUCCAGGCACGCUUCUGCCACAGCCGCCCCCACCACCGCUACCUUCAUCGCAUCAGCCGUAUCUAUACAACUCACCGACGCGGCCGUCUAGUUUCCCUUCCUACUAUCCUCCUCCACAAGCCUCGAUCAACGACUACUACGUGGGACAUGUCUUGGGGAACCCUUCUCAAUGCAGCCAUCAGACAGUGAACUACGGUUCUAGCCCGGUGGAGUCGAGUAGCUACACUUGCAUCGGAGCUCCGGUAGGACAUGCUGCAGCAGGGUUCGGUGGACGAGAUGGUGGUGGGAGUGGCGGUAGAGAUGGAUCACAGCAGCAGCAGCGCUUGGACGUUCCUUCUUCGAUCAAUCGGUUUCAAGAUGGAUUCUAAAAAGAAGAUUAGAAUAUUUUUUUUGUUUUAAAAUUUUUCUGAGUCAUGUAUUUGAAAUUCUGCAAUGACACGCCACCCAGAGAAAGAGAGAGAGACAUAACAAACUGACAAAUGGGGUCAUAAAUCAUAAUACAAGGGAAAAGGAGGGGAGAAAGAGGAGGGUUCUUGUUUUGUUUUUUCUUUUCCUUUUUUUCUUUUUCUUUUCCUUUAAAUUUGGUGUUUUAAUUUGAAACAGCUUUUGAGCUCAGAGACAAGCUCAGCUAGUUUGGCAUGGAGCUGUGGGGGGAGGAUGGAAGAAGGGGGUGGUGUCUUUGUAAUUGGUUUGUAUUGUACUGCCUAGCUAUCUGUGAAAAAGGAGCAAACUGUGAAACAAGAGAUUGAUGGGACAAGAAGUUAGAUAUGAA
Cucumis melo (muskmelon) is the source of this 1314-nucleotide messenger RNA. RefSeq names its product zinc finger protein JAGGED. The transcript has 5 exons. Gene Ontology annotation, molecular function: DNA-binding transcription factor activity. The coding region runs from base 116 to 910 and encodes 264 amino acids. Lineage: Eukaryota; Viridiplantae; Streptophyta; Magnoliopsida; Cucurbitales; Cucurbitaceae. The record is from RefSeq and is a predicted model, not a curated record.